AUGGUUGACACUGCACCCCCGGAUAACGAGGUUAUCCCCCAAAUCCCUUCCCAUCUAGUAACGACAAAAAACAGCGCUGCCCGCUUCGCGUACAGGGCCACAGGUGACAACAUUACUACUGGUAGCGUGGAAGAGUUGGUGUUUGUGGAUGAGCUCGAUGCAUUCGUCCCACGAAGCGAGGUUCCCGAGUCUGUCACCGUGCCUGCUGCCAUUCAUUGCCUAGUGCUGGGCUGA
Colletotrichum spaethianum is the source of this 234-nucleotide messenger RNA. RefSeq lists its product as uncharacterized. NCBI's taxonomy places the organism in Eukaryota, Fungi, Ascomycota, Sordariomycetes, Glomerellales, Glomerellaceae. Bases 1 to 234 code for a protein of 77 amino acids. The record is from RefSeq and is a predicted model, not a curated record. The transcript has a single exon.